Molecule: messenger RNA, 2404 nt
Organism: Biomphalaria glabrata
Lineage: Eukaryota; Metazoa; Mollusca; Gastropoda; Planorbidae
Product: transmembrane protein 26-like
Exons: 10
Coding region: 258-2012 (584 amino acids)
Source: RefSeq, a predicted model, not a curated record
CUGAGAUAGAUAAUUCGAUCUUCAAUAAUAUUGUUUGUUUUUUUUCACAUCUUAAAUCAAUUUAUAAUUUAAAGUUGAGAAACUAACCAAUGUGAAACAUACAGGUGAGAUCAAUUUGAGGCCUUUAACAAAGUAAACAUACGUUUGUCUUAUGCCACCUUUAAGUGAGUGACCUGUUUAGAGUUGUUCACUUUUCAGUUCAUAUUGUCGAUCUUCUACGAGCUAUUUCAGUGGUCAAUCACGUCAAACAUAACGAGAUGAACUCAUGCAUCAAAAAGACAAGGCGGUUUCUGUCUGUGGUCAAGGCAUUAAUAAGCAGAGGUCUAUUCGUCUUGCAUGGAUUGUUUUGUAUUUGGCGAGUGACUGUCAUAAAACGUAACAUCAUCUUCUGGUCACUGAGUGGCACAAUUCCAUUACUGGUGAUUGAGACGUUCUUCACCUUGUGUAAGAAGAAAGGCAGAGAAUGGAAAUGGAUAUGCCCUAGUGUGUUCCUUUACCUGGCCACGGCUGUUCCCGCCAUUUGGUUUUUGGAGUUAGACCUAAUGGCUCAGAGACUCAGACAGCAUGGAGUGUCAAGGCGACCUGCCAUGAAUAACACUUUUGACGUUCUAAAACUGAAUGGCAAGGUGAUAAGUAUCGCCAUCUCUUUGGGUUCUGAAGAGUGGUGUAAAAUAUUGGAACAGAUGCUCCUCCUGAUUCUUAUCAUUGGAAGAUGGCUGCUACCCAAAGGGGAAAUCACUAGGGAACAGUUGUCGCAACUUUUGCUCGUAUACAUUGGCAUGGCGGCAGACAUUAUUGAAUUAUUCGAGGCUUUUAAGGAAAAAACUGUCCGUGAGAACCCCUUACUGACCAUUGUCAUUCUGUCUCUUUGGACGGCAAGUUUAAUGCAGUUUACCCUUGUUGUCACGGCAACGAAAUCUAAGAAAUCCAGAGCUUCGGUGGCCAUGCAGGUGACGUCUGAAGGAUGCUGUCCAGUGGAAGUAAUUUCAAUAUUUAUUAGCGUGCUGCUACAAGAUGGCCCCUUUCUCGUGCUCAGGAUGUUGUUGAUAUUUCGUUACGAUGUCCUCAGCUACACAAACAUCUUCUUUACCUGCAAGAACUCACUAGUACUUGUACUACAGAUGUACAGACUAUUUGUUCUAUUUACGGAAAGACGGAAAAGUCCGACAACCCACGCUCCGCCCUCACCACCCUCUCGCUACUCUGACACUAUGGAUGACGUCGUGUCCUCUUACAGUGACAUGUCACCGUCGGGGGCUAGUGCUGACGACCAGUUGGACGAUAGAGCUCGGCGCUACAAAAGACGACAACAGCCCACAACGCUUGUUGGUUCUCGACCUGUCUAUAGUGGACAUAAUGCUGCUGACAAUGUACAGAGCCAAGAGACAGACAGAAGAUCCUUGAAAACCCCAACUCCUAAACUCACCAAACAUCACAUCGGGACACACAGGCGGUCAAGUGACGAGGAGCCAGAAGGGAAGCCUCACAAAUUCACUCGAAGAAGAGAUGAGAAGGAGGACCUGUCGAUGGACGAGGAAGAGGACCUGGAGAGGAGAGAAAGGUCGGGAAAGAAGAAAGGGAAAAUGGGCAGCAACGCGAAGAGUGGCGGGGAGGUUCGGAGAAAGAUCAAAGAGAUUGAGAAUCAAAACCAGGUCACAAGUGCCCGAGACACCCUGUCUAGUUACUCUGAGGACAGCGACCACCCUGGGUCCGGUCGUGACGUCAUGGCAGUGACGGAUCAGGAGCUGGCAGACAGAAGGAAGAGACUCAAGGCCAAAACAAAGAGCAACGGCAAAGGUCAGCGCGUUGUGAGUCCUUUGUCAGACAGCAGUGGACACAGGUCAGCUAGCAGCGGGAAUGGCAACAGGAGCAAAGGACAAAACAGAGGACACGAGCACUGGAGGUCGGCAGAGAAGGACAUCAGGACAGCAAUGUCUUUCGCCAACGAGAGAGGAAAGCACCGGGCAGGAGAGCAAGGCGUCUACAGUGUGACUUAUUGCAAUGACCACUGAUGACCACUCUCAGGCUUUCCAUAAUCAUCAUUACAUUUUCUGUUGGUUUUAUUUACGAACAAGAUUCAGAUACAAGAAAUACUCAUUAUGAGUAAAAACGAAAGAAAUGAAAACAUUUUUGACAGUAAAAUAAAUGGAUGUUUACAGUAUGAAACGAACCGAGACUUUUAAAACAAUUAUGUCUUCUUAAGGAGAGGCAAUUUGAGUGAACUCAUUAUCAACAAAUAAUGGACGCCAUAAAUCUUAAUGUGUUGAGUGAGCACUUAGCUACAUUACAGUUUCAUUCAGUAACCAUAUUCUUUCAUUGUCUUGCAAGUCAUCAGCUAGUUUCAGUUCGUGAGGAAACAAAAUAUCUUACUACAACUAACGCAUUAAACAGAUUAGUUGUAUUA